AUUUAAACUAGGCAUACUGCUGACGCUAAAUAUAUGGAUUUCGUGUUAUGAUUUAUUUUCGUCUUUCUAUACCAGAGUCGAGCCAACAAAUGCAUUAAGCUGUUUUGAGAUAAAUAAUUUAAAACUAAAAAAAUUGCUGAAUCAUUAUUUAAAUAGAAAGUAUUGAGAUGUCUAACCAGAGAUAGCAAGAAUCAAUAUUUUUACGUCAUCAAUCAAUCAUACGAAUGGUUCACGAGGCGGGAGUCAAGUGGGCGGGAGGCAGGUGCGCGGCGCACGCGCUUCGAUCAGUCUGAACCGUGCGCUCGCCCGACGGCGUCGUCGGCGGGCUAAAUUGUCGUGUGUUCAUAGUUUAUCGCGGUACUAUGCCUCUGUUUUCCGAUCAUAUAAGCAACAUGUAUUACAGUGGAUCUUCGGCUUACACAAGUUCGCCGUAUAGUUAUAGUAGUGCAGCUUCUCCAUUCGGAUCUUCGUACAGUGCUUCUUAUCUCAACCCCGGUGGAAGUUACAGUUCUCAUUCAUCUCUUGGAGGAUACUCUCGCGCGCCCCUUAGUUCGCGAUGGUUAACGAGUGGUGGUCGUGCGUAUUCACCGAUGCUAAGUCCUAUCUCAGAGAAAGGCACCUCGAGCCCGGUUAGAAUAAAUAGUCCUAGAAGGAUCCCUAUAUCAGGUAGAAGCUAUGUGCCAUCCACAUAUACCUCACGGCCUAUUAACAUUAAUACUGCAGAUAUUGACGUAUCUCGAGACAAAUAUCGUAAGAAAUUACUAAGUUCAAAUUCGACUACACCUACAGGGUUGCCACCGAGACGUGAAAGUCCUUUAACUAAUAAAGAAAACGGACAUGACAAACCUGAUACUGGUAUUGACACGUCACCUGGUCCUCGACGAUCUACCAUUAAACGCGAUCGGGCAGUAGUAAGACUACACACUGUAAAAAGAAAAGAAAGAGAUUCUCCGCGCAAGCCUCUUGAAGCACCAAAUAAAGCCACUAAUAACGAUUCGCCCAAAACAGAAAAUCAAACAGAAUCAAAGAAAUGGAGAGAAAAAUUAGCCGAUGAUUUGGCAUAUAAAACACAAAAAGAAACGAAAUCAUUGGGAGCUAAAUUAGUAGAAAAAUUUACCUUGAAAGAAAAAGUUGACGAUGAACACGAUAACUGUACAAAAAUUUCUCCUAAAACUCUCAUAGAUGACGAAAAAUCUUCUGUACAGUUAAAUAAUGAUGAUGUAAUAACUUUCCCAAACAAAUCUGUGGACAGACGUUGCUCGAUGGAGCUUCUGGCUGAACAAGCUUCUUUAUUGGAUUCAUUAAUUAGGAGAGAGAAUUUAAGUACUGCAUCUUUAGAUUUAAGUAAAGUUGGAGCUAAUGAUAAUCUCACUACUGAUAUAAACUUGGAGCCUAAAGACACUAAAAUAAGAAAAUUAUCUCAUCAAGAAAAUCGCUUAACCACAACACAAUCAGACCACUCUUUGCACGAUCUCCUUGCAUCAAAAGACAAUAAGGAGCAAAUAUUCUCAAAAAGAAGGAGCUUACGAAAAUGUUCCUCUGGUGAUAAUAUCCGUAAAUUAGAUUGUAUCAAAGAAAUUCCCAAAAAAGCGAAGGCUUUAAAUUUAUUACCUGCUGAAGAAAAGAUAGACAUGAAUAAAAUAUUGAAACCUAAAAUCAAAACAAAAAUAACAUCAACUGUAGAAGUUACUUCGACAACUCCUCAAUUGAAAUUUUUCGUUGAAAAUGUUACUGUUGAAGAAACGUCUCGGCCAUGUAAAAAAGAUAUUAUAUUUAGUAGUAGAGUAGACGAAAACCCCUUAAAUGAAAUUUCAACUGAAAUUGAAGGUCGAAGAAAAAGUGUUAAGUUGAAAAAACAAGUAAAACCACAAGCAGAUAUCCAGGAAGAUACAAGUAUGAAAAAAGUAGAUCAUAAUAAUGGGAAAGAUAAGAAUUUACCAAAUGUAAACCUACAAACAACAAAAGGGCAUAGAAAAAGUAUAAAAUCAAAAAUUAAGGAUAAAUCUACACCUCUAGAAGAUACUGGAAAUUUAACAUCCCCAGAACCUGAAGAUGGAAACUUUUGGGAAAAAAUUGGAAAAAGAGAAACAAUAUAUUUAAUUCAAAGAAAACAAAACUUAGAAGAAGCUAAAGAACGGAGUAAACGAUUACUAUUUUGGUUCCCAGAAGAAGAAACUUGCGAUAUUGAUACAGAAAAAAAUGAAAUUGUAGAUAAGCCACUAUUCAAAGAGGUAACUAAUGCAAAUUGUGUAGAAACAAUUAAAGAGGCAAAGAAAAUUUGUACACCAAGAAAAGAAAAUGAGAUUAUAAAUGCACCUAUAAAUAAAUUAGAAGGAAAAAUAAAUACUAAAAUCGAUAUUCAUGACAAAAAAUUGACAAAUACUUCUACUGUAAAAGAUAUAAAUUAUUCCGAAGUUAUCGAAAAUACUUCUUCUUCUUCACAUGUUAAAACCAAUGAAAAUAUUUUAAAUGAUAAAAAAGUUGUAGCUACUCCUGACUUUAUAAAAUCUGAGAAAUCAAAUCUUAAUAUGAGAAUGUGUAAGACUAGCAAAUCAGAGAAGAAUAGUGAAAAUGAUAACACCUGUAUAAAUAAUUUAAGAGACAUUAAUAAUCAAUACGCAGAAGAUAUCGAGAAAUCGAAAGUAGUUUUAAAUAAAAAUACAGCAGAAGAUACUAAAAGUGUUACAAAAUCGAAGGAUGGUAAAAAAUCCAAUAUUGGAAACCAAAACAAGAGUUUAAAUAAGGAAAACGUUAGUAAAAAUCAAAAUAUUUCCGUACCGCAAGCAAAUUCAAUGAAUGAUUUAAAAGAAACACUAAGCAUAAAUAAGACUAGCAAAUCAGGCGAGAACAAUAAAAAAGAAAACAACUAUGUAAAUAAUUCAAAAGACAUAAAUAAUCAGGGAAUAGAAUUUACAGAGGAUAUGGAGAAAUCCAAAGUCACUUUAAAUAAAGGUAUAUCAGAAGACACAAAAAAUAUCACAAAAUCCAAGGAUAGUAAGAAAUCCAAUAUUGAUGAGCGAAAAAAGAGUUUGAAUAAGGAACAAUCUAUUGAAAAUCAGAACGUUAUAAUACCAGAAGCGAAUUUAAUAGAUCAUUUAAAAGAAACAUCAAGCAUAAGUAAUGAAAAGGAAUCGAAUAAUAUAUCAAGUACAUCUCAACCUAAUCUCACGCAAGACUUAAUUACAAUAGAACAAAAACAUGUUAUAUCUUCUGAUAUAGGCCACGAAACAAAUCUUAAAGAUGAGUUUGAAAAAGUUCGUACAAUCCCGAUUGAAAAUAACGCUGAGCUAUCUCCCGAUACUGCGAUAAUCGAUGUAUCUAAAAAUAACAUACCUGAGAAAAAAACUAUCGAAUUUCCCAUCAAUAAGUCAUCGAAGGAGACAGAUGAGAAUAAUGGAAUUACUGAAAUUUUUGAGAUAAAAGCUGAGCAACCAGACGUGGUAUCGACUUCUUCAAAUUCACCAAAAGAAGCAAGUGUAAUAAUUGAAAAUACUGAUAUGGAAAAUAAAAAAGAUGGUAAGGUAGAAGCAGCAAAAACAGAUGACAAAAUAAAAAAUUCAAACUUGCUAGUUGAUCAAGAUAACAAAAUACUACUGAAAGAAAAUGAUAUAAAUAUAGAAGAAAAAAGUACAAGCAAUUCACAAAUACAAAAAAAUGAGACCACAGAGACAGAAACUAAACCUGAAAUAACAGACAAGCCCGUUUCAUCUACAGAUGCCUUGCAAGUGUUCUCUAAUAAAAAACCUGCUAAAGAAGAAAAGGCACUGAAAACACUUAUUGCUACACCACGCCCUCUUCAAAAACGAAACCCUCAAACAAUUCGUUCUUCUUCUUCUUCUUCUGAAUCAUCUGACGACGAUUCAUCGGAAGAUACAGAAGAAGACGGGCAUGAAGAUCAAGGUGAAUCAGGAUCUAGUCAUGGUUCAGCUGAAUAUCGCGAAUGUGAAAACAAUCCUGAUGGAAGAACAUCAACGGGCUCUGCUGACUCGGGCUUUGAUUCUUCAGCACCAACUUCGCCAUCAGGUUUUCUACACGCUAAAAAAGACUGCGAUGUUAACUGUCAUCGAAAAUGUGAAAAGUUAACGGCAAAUUUGUGUGGAGUGAACCAACGACUCCUUGUGGAAGCAUUGGCAUCUCGAACGACAUCAAAGAAAGGUGGAGACAACCCCAGUACCUCGGCAGGCGCCACACCUCCCCAAACAUUUACCCACGACGUCUUAGAACAAGAGUUGGAGCAUUCGACGGCUUAUGACCUGUUCCGGAAAACUGGACGGUUCACGCCUCCUGCCAGGACCAUCCCACGCUUCAGGAAAUACACAAUCGAAGAUUUCCAGUUUAUAAGGGUUUUGGGCAAAGGAAGCUUCGGUAAGGUAAUGUUAGCAGAGCUCCGAGGUACAGAAUACUACUACGCCGUGAAAUGCCUGAAAAAAGACGUUGUACUGGAAGACGAUGACGUGGAGUGCACUCUGAUUGAGAGGAAAGUCCUCGCGCUCGGCACCAACCACCCUUACCUCUGUCAUUUGUUCGCAACUUUCCAGACUGAUUCCCACCUGUUCUUCGUGAUGGAAUACCUGAACGGCGGCGACUUGAUGUUCCACAUCCAGCAGAGUGGACGAUUCCCGGAAGUGAGGGCGAGGUUCUACGCCGCUGAAAUAGUGUCCGGGCUCAAAUUCCUUCACAAGAGAGGAAUUGUGUACAGGGAUUUGAAACUGGACAACAUUCUACUGGACUUUGACGGUCACGUGCGGAUAGCAGACUUCGGCAUGUGCAAGUUGCAGAUAUACCUGGACAAGACGGCGGAUACUUUCUGUGGCACUCCAGACUACAUGGCUCCUGAGAUAAUCAAAGGUCUGAAAUACAACCAGACCGUGGACUGGUGGUCGUUCGGUGUGCUGCUGUAUGAAAUGCUGAUCGGUCAGAGCCCGUUCAGUGGCUGCGACGAAGACGAGCUGUUUUGGUCCAUCUGCAAUGAGAUGCCGUCUUACCCGCGUUUCCUUUCGCCGGAGUCUUUGAGCAUAUUAACUAGGCUACUGGAUAAAGACGCCAAAACGCGACUGGGCGGGCCCGAGUGUAUGCACGGCGACAUCAGAGACCAGAAGUUCUUCGAGCAAAUACAAUGGGACAGAUUGGAGAGAAGGGAGCUUGAGGCGCCAUUCAAACCUCGUGUGAGGCAUCCAAUGGACACGCAAUACUUCGACCGAGCGUUCACAGGCGAGCGGCCGCGCCUCACUGCGGUCGAACCACAAGUCCUUCGCUCUAUGGAUCAGGAACCCUUCAGAGGAUUUUCCUACACAAACCCGAACGCCACUGACCGCUAAAAUAUAUCUCAAAAUCAUUUAUUUUGGUUUGAAUCUGUAUCCGACAGUGACACCGUGGCGUAACAGUCAAUGGAUGAAGUACGUUUUGCGAAAUGACAGAAAAGUUAUGGUCAGAUUUGAUAGUAUCGCUGUUUGCGAACAAGGUACCUUGCUGAAGCGACGUGGAUUGUUAAUCAAUCAAUUUUUAGAGAAUAUAGGAUAUCUAAAGGGCAAAACUUGUUUUAUUAUUAGAUAAAUAAUAGUUUAAGGAAUGCAAUAAAACUUGUACAUAUCAAUAAAUUAUACAGUGUAUAUUGUGUCUGGUACACACUGAUUUUGCGUAAGCGAAAAUAUAAAUGAUAAGUGUUUAUUUAAUAUAUAAAUGAUGUAUCUAUUUAAUCAUCAUGGAAACAAACAUCGAAAUGGUUUUACUCAGAUGUAUCUUUUCUGUAGAAAAUAAAUAAGUAAACCCAAAGGUUA
Molecule: messenger RNA, 5777 nt
Organism: Maniola jurtina (meadow brown)
Lineage: Eukaryota; Metazoa; Arthropoda; Insecta; Lepidoptera; Nymphalidae
Gene: Pkcdelta
Product: putative protein kinase C delta type homolog
Exons: 10
Coding region: 363-5318 (1651 amino acids)
Biological process (GO): intracellular signal transduction; peptidyl-serine phosphorylation
Molecular function (GO): diacylglycerol-dependent serine/threonine kinase activity; ATP binding
Source: RefSeq, a predicted model, not a curated record